GCGCACCAGGUGGGGAUGAGCCCGGCGUUACCUGCCCGGGGCUCGCAGCGUACCUUCCCGCCGCGCUGCACCGAGAAAGGGGAAACCGGAGGGGUUUCUUCUACAAGAGGGUGUCUGUCCUUGCUGGUGACGGUCCAAGAUACAGAGCGCUAUGUCACCCUGUUUGCCUCAGUCAUCCUCAAAUGUGACUACACCACUUCUGCCCAGCUCCAGGAUGUGGUGGUGACGUGGCGCUUCAAGUCCUUCUGCAAGGAUCCCAUCUUUGACUACUACUCUGCGUCAUACCAGGCAGCUUUAUCCCUGGGACAGGACCCAUCCAAUGACUGCAAUGACAGCCAACGAGAGGUUCGCAUCGUUGCCCAGAGGCGGGGACAAAAUGAACCUGUCCUGGGGGUGGAUUACCGCCAGCGCAAGAUCACCAUCCAGAACCGAGCCGAUCUUGUGAUUAAUGAAGUGAUGUGGUGGGACCAUGGCGUAUACUAUUGCACCAUCGAGGCUCCGGGCGACACAUCUGGUGAUCCAGAUAAGGAGGUGAAGCUCAUUGUCUUGCACUGGCUUACCGUGAUCUUCAUCAUUCUGGGAGCCCUCCUCCUCUUGCUAGUGAUCGGAGUGUGCUGGUGUCAGUGCUGUCCUCAGUACUGCUGUUGCUACAUCCGCUGCCCCUGCUGUCCUGCUCGCUGCUGCUGCCCUGAGGAAGCCCUGGCCCGCCACCGCUACAUGAAGCAGGUGCAGGCUCUAGGCCCUCAGAUGAUGGAAAAACCCCUGUACUGGGGGGCGGACAGGAGCUCCCAGGUCUCAUCUUACCCAAUGCACCCGCUGCUCCAGCGAGAUUUGUCCCUGCAGUCCAGCGUCCCACAGAUGCCAAUGUCCCAGGCUGCCGCUUACCCUCCCGUUGCCAGUGGUGUCCUGGAGUAUUUGGAGAAAGAACUGCGGAACCUCAACCCGGCCCAGCCUUUGACCCCUGACUUCAAAGCCAGAUCUGGCCAUCCAUGCAGCAUGCUGUCUUCCCUGGGCUCCGAGGUCGUGGAACGCAGGAUCAUCCACCUGCCGCCACUGACCAGGGACCUGCCGUCCUCACGGAGAACCAGCGACUCCUCACACCAGCAGUGGCUCGCCCAGCUUCCCGUGGGACCCUGGGAGCUGAGGGAGGGGAGAAGGCAGCAGCACUACUCUGAUUUCUACCAGGCACCCCAGGACCGGAGGUCAAGGCCCUGGGGGUUGGAGCGCGGGGAGCUGGAUCACUCAAGGAGUGGAAGACACCACGGCUCCAGGCCAAACAGUUCGCCCACACCCUGGUCAGACAGGGACAGCCUCAGCGAUGGCCCCUCGUCCAACAACGGCCGUUGGCGGCCCAGCCGCCGGGGUCCCAGAAGCCACUAUCCCGAGAGGCCCCGCAGGCCCAGUUCUCGCGAGAGCAUCGAGAGGCACAGGAGACGCAGGCACCGCAGCUACUCCCCACCACUGCCCUCGGGCCUCAGUUCCUGGAGCUCUGAGGAGGAGAAGGAGAGACACCCCCAGAGCUGGGGAGCCCGCCGCUGCUGCCCUGAUUCCCGAAACUGGCUCGAGGAGAAGCCGCCCAGCUACCGUUCGCUGGAUGUUAUUCCAGGCAAGAACGGCAGGAAAAAAGGGAGUGUGGAGAGGCGCUCGGUGAGCCUGGGGCCCCCCACUGAGGGUCGGGUGGGGGCAGAAAGGGCCCCCCAGCCAGCCUUGGCUGCAGCUGACACGGAUCCUCUCACAGACCACGGUUGAGGCCACCUCCUCCCUGCGAUGUAUGAACUUCCCUGUGGGCUUGGGAGCCACUGCUUGUUAGAGCUGGAAGGGACCUAGUGGGUAAAGGAGCUAGUCGGUGCAGGGGAAGGGCUCGAUACUUUCAGAGGGCCUUCUCAUCCCCAGUGUCACUCCAGCCCUCAUCGUAGUCCCGUGAGGCAGGCCAAGUAGGGUCUCCAUUUCACAGGUGAGGAAAUGAGACUCAGAAUGAUUAUGUACUUGUGAAAUGGAGCUAGGACUAGAAACAGGCUGGGGCUUUAUCUCCUGACAUAGCUACCUUGCUUUACUUAGCAACCAUAUUUCCAUAUCCAAAAUUAGAGCAUGUGGCCUGACAAAGGACAUUUGUGCCACUUCUGGUACUGCAAACCAGCUUGCAAGGCCCUGGUGUUUGUAAGAACACCCUCUGAGACUUCCUAGAAAGGAUAAUUAAACUGAUUUUAAAAACCCAAAAUCCCACAUAUGGGUCAAAAUUUAAGGAUUGGACAGACACAGUGCUUGUAGGUGCCAGUUAUAGCUUACCAGACUAAAAGGGGAGCACUAGGGUUGGCAGGCCUUUU
Messenger RNA from Choloepus didactylus (southern two-toed sloth), 2324 nucleotides. RefSeq names its product immunoglobulin like domain containing receptor 1 (gene ILDR1). Gene Ontology annotation, molecular function: high-density lipoprotein particle receptor activity. The record is from RefSeq and is a predicted model, not a curated record. Gene Ontology annotation, cellular component: plasma membrane. Lineage: Eukaryota; Metazoa; Chordata; Mammalia; Pilosa; Megalonychidae.